CCUCAGUCAGUCAUUCGCAGCAUCAUGGCCAACCAAGUGGACCACUCGAACCCCAUCACGCUCUCGCGCUUCAUUUUGGCCGAGAAGGAGAUCCAGGGCAAUGCUGACCUGAGCGUGCUCUUCACGUCUAUCGAGCUGGCCUGUAAGGUCAUCGCCAGCUCGGUGCGUCGUGCUGGUCUCACGGGCCUCUACGGCCUUGACGGCUCGGAGAACUCGACCGGAGAUCAGGUGAAGAAGCUGGACGUGUUGGCCAACGACAUUUUCAUCAACUCGCUUAAGUUCUCGACCAAGAUCGAGGUCAUGGUCUCCGAGGAGGAGGAGAAGCCUAUCGUCGUGCAGAACGACUCCAGUGGCACCAAGUACUGCAUCGCCUUCGACCCGUUGGACGGCUCAUCCAACAUUGACUGCAACGUGUCCACUGGCACGAUCUUUGCUAUUUACCAGCGCGACGCCUCGUCCGAAGGAGGCUACAAGGACAUUCUGCAGCCUGGCAGCAAGCUGGUGUCGGCCGGUUACUGCAUGUACGGUAGCUCUACGCAGCUGGUGCUGACGUGGGGCAAGGGCGUGCACUGCUUCACGCUGGAUCCGACGAUUGGAGCCUUCAUUCUCUCCCAUCAGGACAUCCGCAUUCCGGACGAGCCCAAGGCCAUUUACUCGUGCAAUGAGGGCAACUAUGCCCAAUGGGACAGUGCCACCAAGGCCUUUGUGGACGAAUGCAAGACCGGAUCCAAGGCGUACGCGGCUCGUUAUGUCGGUAGUAUGGUGUCUGACAUCCACCGAACCAUCCUGUACGGAGGCAUCUACCUGUACCCGGGCAGCACGAAGGCCAAGGACGGCAAACUGCGUCUUCUGUACGAGUGUAACCCCAUGUCUUUCAUCAUGGAGCAGGCUGGCGGCAUGGCGACCACUGGCACGGAGCGGAUUCUCGACCUCGUCCCCACGGACAUCCACCAGCGCUCGCCAAUCUUCCUGGGUUGCAAGCGCGACGUCGAGCGCGUCAUUGCGCUGUACAAGGAGCACAACUAA
Molecule: messenger RNA, 1026 nt
Organism: Phytophthora infestans T30-4
Lineage: Eukaryota; Oomycota; Peronosporomycetes; Peronosporales; Peronosporaceae
Product: fructose 1,6 bisphosphatase
Exons: 2
Coding region: 25-1026 (333 amino acids)
Biological process (GO): gluconeogenesis; fructose metabolic process; fructose 6-phosphate metabolic process
Cellular component (GO): cytosol; cytoplasm
Molecular function (GO): fructose 1,6-bisphosphate 1-phosphatase activity
Source: RefSeq, a predicted model, not a curated record